AACAUGACCUCGUCAUUAAAGCAUGUGUGCGCAGAAGACAUACAACGCUUGGAGCAUCACUCUCCUCUGAAAAUUGAUUGUCAAUAUAAUAAAAGCAGCGGUGCUACAUGGGAAAGCUCUAGUAUCACAAAUAACACAACGUUGAAAGAUCUCCUUUGUAACUAUACUGCUGAGAAACCAUUUAAACUUAACGAUGGCCAAGCAAGUGAAAGAGAUACUCUGCCUCCAUGGAAAAAAGAUAUUUCAAUUAAAGGUAUCAGCAUUCCCUCUUCAUUGGAGCAAACGUCGGGAAAUUACGCUUUAAGCUUUGGAAAUAUAAGGCGGUUGUCUACUCCACCUUGCUCGACUUACCAAUACAACCUGCCCUAUGCGAACAGGAAAUGGUACUCGGAAGAAAUUCUUAAUGACGGGUGUAUAUACAACAAGGAACUCUCGAGGUACUACGCGAUCUUUCAAUCAAAAAGAAGCGUGGAUCAAGGAAAUAUUACAUUGCCUACAAAAGGAAAGGUGAAAGGAUGGCAAGAAAGACUUGUACAUAACGAGGAAGUCAACUUCUUAAAAUGGUAGGAAUCUCUUGUUCACAGAUUGUAAUGAUCGGAAGAAUUGUAACAAAAUGUAUCUUUAAUUUCUCAGUAAAACGUUUUUCUUUCACUUCACUUCGGCAACUGCAUCUUGAAAACUGAGAAUAAAUACAUACUAA
Pocillopora damicornis (cauliflower coral) is the source of this 700-nucleotide messenger RNA. RefSeq lists its product as uncharacterized. Lineage: Eukaryota; Metazoa; Cnidaria; Anthozoa; Scleractinia; Pocilloporidae. The record is from RefSeq and is a predicted model, not a curated record.